Molecule: messenger RNA, 2529 nt
Organism: Pteropus alecto (black flying fox)
Lineage: Eukaryota; Metazoa; Chordata; Mammalia; Chiroptera; Pteropodidae
Gene: AKAP4
Product: A-kinase anchoring protein 4
Exons: 5
Coding region: 1-2529 (842 amino acids)
Biological process (GO): intracellular protein localization
Cellular component (GO): sperm principal piece; cytoplasm; sperm fibrous sheath
Molecular function (GO): protein kinase A binding
Source: RefSeq, a predicted model, not a curated record
AUGUCUGAUAAUAUUGACUGGUUACACAGCCGCAGGGGCGUGUGCAAGGUUGAUCUCUAUAGCCCAAAAGGACAGCGAGAACAGGACCGGAAACUAAUAUGUUUUGUUGAUGUGUCCACCCUGAAUGUGGAAGAUAAAGAUUCCAAGGAUGCUAGUGGUUCAGGAGGUAACUUAACACUGGAGAAUCUGGAAGAAAAAGAAAUUAUUGUGAUCAAGGAUACUGAGAAGCAAGACCAGUCAAAGACGGAGGGCUCUGUGUGCCUUUUCAAACAAGCUCCCUCUGAUCCUAUAAGUGUUCUAAAUUGGCUUCUCAAUGAUCUCCAGAAGUAUGCCUUGGGUUUCCAACAUGCACUGAGCCCCUCAGCUUCUAGCUGUAAACAUAAAGUAGGAGACGCAGAGGAUGAACAUCACAAAUUACCCUCUGGAAACUGCUACCGCGUCUAUGCCGAUCAACUGAACAUAGAUUAUAUGGCCAAAGGACCUCAAAGCCUACGUCUAGAAAUAGCAGCAGACAAAAACACCAACAAUAACCAGAGUCCUUCCACCCCUCCGGGAAAAUCUCCUAACUCUCAGAGGGCAGUAAUCUCUCCUGAGGGAGAAUGUUCUAUGGAUGAUCUUUCCUUCUAUGUCAACCGACUAUCUUCUCUGGUAAUCCAGAUGGCCCGUAAGGAAAUCAAAGAGAAAUUAGAAAAUGGAGGCAAAUGUUUUCAUCAUUCAAUCUAUCCACCCACUGGGGACAAAGGGAAAAACAGCCCCCGAAGUGUUGUGAGCAAGAUUGCUUCUGAAAUGACCCACGACGCAUUGGAAAUGACCUCUGCAGAAAUGCGGGGCACUGGUGAGGAGUGCAGGGAAGGUGGCCAGAAAACAUUUCUGUAUAGUGAAUUAUCCAACAAGAACAAGGGGGGAGACAAACAGAUGUACCAACGAGACAGCAAAGAAUUUGCAGAUUCUAUCAGCAAAGGACUCAUGGUUUAUGCAAAUCAGGUGGCAUCUGACAUGAUGGUUUCUGUCAUGAAGACCUUGAAAGUGCAUUCCUCUGGGAAGCCAAUUCCUGCCUGUGUGGUCCUGAAGAAGGUGUUGUUAAAACACACCAAGGAAAUUGUGUCCGAUUUGAUUGACUCCUGCAUGAAGAACCUGCAUAAUAUCACUGGGGUCCUGAUGACUGACUCUGACUUUGUCUCAGCUGUCAAGAGGAAUCUGUUCAACCAUGGAAAACAAAACGCUGCAGAUAUCAUGGAGGCCAUGCUGAAGCGCCUGGUCAGUGCUCUUCUUGGUGAAAAGAAGGAGACUAAAUCGCAGAGUCUGUCGUAUGCAUCCUUGAAAGCCGGAUCCCAUGACUCUAAGUGCAAGAAUCAAAGUCUCGAAUUCUCCACCAUGAAAGCUGAGAUGAAGGGGAAGGACCAGGGCAAAACAAAACCAGAUCCGUGCAAGUCAUUGACCAGUGCUGAAAAAGUUGGUGAACAUAUUCUCAAGGAGAGCCUGACUAUGUGGAACCAAAAACAAGGAAACCAAGGCAAAAUGGCUAGCAAAGCAUGCACCAAUAAGGAAGAAAAAAGAGAAAAUAUUAGCCCUUCCACAGAUUCAUUGGCAAAGGACUUAAUUGUCUCUGCCCUUAUGCUGAUCCAAUACCACCUGACCCAGCAGGCCAAGGGCAAAGAUACAAUUGAAGAAGACUGUCCUGGUUCUACCAUGAGCUAUAUGACUCAGAGUGCCCAAUAUGAAAAGAGCGGAUGUGGCCAAAGUGCCAAGGCGCUUUCAAUGAAACACCUAGAAUCUCGUGGAGCUCCUGGGCCAUCUACCUCUCUAAAGGAGACUCAACAGGUGGACUCCCAGAAGUUGGAUAUGUCAAACAUUGUUCUAUCACUGAUUCAAAAACUGCUCAGUGAGAGCCCCUUCAACUGUGACGAGCUAUCUGAAAGUGAGAACAAGCAUUCUGAGCCCAAAUCAAACAAAACGACUUCCAUGACAAAGAGAGGAGAAGAACAAUCUAAUGACAGUCAAGAACUUGACUUUCUCAGUGGGAUAAAGCAAAUGAACCGGCAAUUCAUCGAUCAACUGGUAGAAUCUGUGAUGAAGUUGUGCCUUAUUAUGGCUAAAUAUAGCAACAAUGGGGAAGCCCUUGCAGAGUUGGAAGAACAAGCAGCCUUGGCAAAUAACCUCAGUUACCAAGCUGGUGGCCCCAGAUGUGGUCACGAAGGUGCAAUGUCACGUAACUAUCAAGAUUCUCCUGGGCCAGAAGUCAUCGUCAAUAAUCAGUGCUCAACAAGUAAUUUGCAGAAGCAGCUCCAGGCUGUCCUGCAGUGGAUUGCAGCCUCCCAGUUUAACGUGCCUAUGCUCUACUUCAUGGGAGAUGAUGAUGGACAGCUGGAGAAGCUUCCUGAAGUUUCAGCUAAAGCAGCAGAUAAGGGGUACAGUGUAGGAGAUCUCCUUCAAGAGGUCAUGAAGUUUGCCAAGGAACGACAACUGGAUGAAGCCGUGGGCAACAUGGCUAGAAAGCAAUUGCUAGACUGGCUGCUUACUAACCUGUAA